Messenger RNA from Tripterygium wilfordii, 698 nucleotides. RefSeq lists its product as uncharacterized. The transcript has a single exon. Bases 75 to 599 code for a protein of 174 amino acids. Lineage: Eukaryota; Viridiplantae; Streptophyta; Magnoliopsida; Celastrales; Celastraceae. Gene Ontology annotation, molecular function: acyltransferase activity, transferring groups other than amino-acyl groups. The record is from RefSeq and is a predicted model, not a curated record.
UCGUGUAUUCCAAAGUUGACUUAACAACUUCAACAUAUAUACUAAUCUUUUGUUUUAAGUUCGAAACUUCAACAAUGGAGGAUAUGAAUAUCUCAGAUCUCUCUCUUCGACCUUUGGAGCUCUCUGACAUCGAUGACUUCAUGGUCUGGGCUACUGAUGACAAGGUGGCUCAUUUCUGUACUUGGGAACCAUUCACAAGCAAAGAAGAUGCCAUAAAAUACAUCACAAAAUCAAUUCUACCACAUCCAUGGUUCAGGGCAAUCUGUCUUGGCACACGACCAAUUGGGUAUGUUUUCGUGACACCGAAUUCGGGUUCUGAUGAAUGCAGAGCUGAAAUUGGGUAUGGUUUGGCAUCCAAGUAUUGGGGCAAAGGGAUUGCAACAAAAGCAGUGAAAAUGGUGGCCAAGACUAUAUUCAGUGAGUGGCCACAUUUGGAAAGAGUUGAAGCUCUGGUUGAUGUACAAAACGUUGGAUCGCAAAAGGUGCUGGAGAAGGCUGGAUUCACAAGGGAAGGUGUCUUGAGGAAGUAUUUUGUAAUGAAAGGAAGAGCUUGGGAUAUGGUCAUGUUUAGUCUUCUCUCCACAGAUCCUCAAAUGUAGGAUUCAAGAUCAUGAUUGUUGUAUUUGUUCUGUCAAUUAUGUCCACAACUUUGUAAUUUUUCUUUAAUAAAAAAGUUGGACUAAUUCCAGAUUCAUGAA